Amphiprion ocellaris (clown anemonefish) is the source of this 4469-nucleotide messenger RNA. RefSeq names its product SCAN domain-containing protein 3-like. The record is from RefSeq and is a predicted model, not a curated record. The coding region runs from base 94 to 1047 and encodes 317 amino acids. The transcript has 3 exons. Lineage: Eukaryota; Metazoa; Chordata; Actinopteri; Pomacentridae.
UCUCCUGCACGCUCUUUUCAGUCCUGCAGUGACUCCGUCUUCCUUGAACGCUAAUAGUGGCGGUACCAGGCACAUCUGUCCAAACCCAAGAGCAUGGCUAACACGAAGAAGCGUAAAGUGGACUUUGAAAACCGUCAGUUUAAAUCUGACUGGACUGAUCGUUUUUGUUUUAUUUUACCAGAUCAUGCUAAAGCUAAGCCGACAUGCUUGAUUUGCACGCAAACUGUGGCUGUCUGCAAAACAGAUAAUCUGAAGCGGCACUUCAACACUAUGCAUGCUGCCAGUUUCAAUGCCAACUAUCCUCCAGAAUCUGAUCAGCGCAAGCAAAAGAUAGCAAAUAUGAUAACAUCAUGCAAGCACUCCGUAUCGACGAUCUCUAAAUCAACAUCGGCACAAGAGAGCGCCACAGCUGCAUCAUUGCAGGUAUCCUGGAACGUGGCUAAAGCUAAGAAGCCAUUUGCUGAUGCUGAGUUAAUGAAAUCCUGUGCAGUUGCUAUGGUUAGCGAAGUUUUACGUCAUGAUGAAAAACAAAAGAAGACUGCUGUAGAACUACUAAAGCAGGUGCCAUUGUCGGCAAAUACGGCUACACGAAGAGUGGAAGUUUUAGCCGCGGACUGUAUUUCCCACCUACUCACCGAUUUGAAGAAAGCUGAAGCUAUUUUUUCACUAGCCAUAGACUCGUCCUGUGACCGCACUGAUAUGGAACAGCUUUCUGUUUUUGCAAGAUUUUUUGAUGGAAAGACGUUUCGGGAAGAGUUGCUGUGUCUUCUUCCUCUGACUGGGCGCACAACCGGGGAAAUCAUCUUUACCGAACUGUCUCAAUUCUUUGUGAAGAAUGGCUUGGAUGUUGGCAAAAUCGUCUCCAUUGUCACCGACGGGGCUCCGUCGAUGGUGGGACAACACAAGGGCUUGGUUUCCCAGAGACUAUGGGUUGAGGAGGAAUUGGAAGUUUGUCGGCUUAGACCUGGUGUCAUUCCAUCAGUGUUUAACUUCCCGGCUCAUCUUGGAAGAGUAUGUGCCAGAAAGACCACGACCAAGCAGCCUUGAGAUCUUAGGCAGCGUCUCCCUGAGACCAAAGAACUACAGACUCUUCACAACCUGCUCAAACUCUUGGUACAGGACCUCACCACACGGGUCAAGAAGGUUUCUGUCUCAUUUCUACUCUGAAGCUCACCUUCUCCUGCUCAAACUGCUGACAAAUGUUUCUGCUGCUCUAAAGUCUGGCCUCCAGAACUUCCUAAAAACUCUCAAAGUCUCUUCUGCUGCAGGUUGCUAUGUAGAACUGUUGCAGAAAACCUCACUAAAGCACAUGGAGGGGCCUCAAGAUAGUCGUCCAAAUGAAACCAUACAAAAACCAAACUAGUACAACCCAAACGCUAAAGUCUCCUGCAGCCUACCAGAGAACCUCUGAGAACAGAGAAUCAGGACAGGAACUCUUACCUUCUGGACAACCAACGUUGGUUCUCAAACAAGAAUACAGAAUGUGUCUGACCAAAAACCUCUGAAGACUCACUACAGCCAAGAUAAAGACACAGCUGCACCAAAUCCACUAAUCACUGUACACAUUAGCACCAUGUGCCAACUGUGGCUAAAGAACCACAUUUACCAAGACAAUUAUCCAGUACAAAGCCCUAAAACACACCAAGAAACACAUUAAAGACAAUUUUACUGCUGGAAGCUGCAAGCCAACGCCUAAAGAACAGACUAAAGCAAUGGAGCCAAAGUGGUGAAGAGAAGCAGAGGAAAUGUUUGAAUGCAGCUAAAUAAAGCAGGAAGACACUGAGCUGCUCAGGUGUUCCUGAUAACACCAAGCAGCCACCUGGACAGCCAAUAGGAACACAGCUUACUGGAAGUCCAGAGGGCUGGCUUAGUGAAGGAAAUUUAGUUUAAAGUUGAAGCAGAAAGUUAACAAAGAAAGUUGAAAACCACCUUCUGAUCCCUGAAAUCUCUGAGUUUUCACACAAAGAACACCUGAACAUGUCAAACUGGUUCCAUAGUAGAACCAUCAUUGUAAAAACGUCAUAGUAUGGUGUGUUGCUCAAAAAACUUCAGGACCCGGCUGUCAGGGGACCAACAUGUAAGAAACAUGAGAACAGAGAGAACCCAACCAGUAGGUCACAGUUUAUCAUCCCCCAGUCAUCUCCUGAAGUCCAUAUGGUGAGAGACAUCAGUAUCUGGUUGUUCAUUUACCAGAGGAUGCUUAUAAUCAUGCUGAUGUGGUCUGUACUCUACAGUAUUUUAGUGACUCAAUAAAUGCCUAAGUUGUUUUUUUAAAAAUGCUUUUUAGUUUUUAAUAAACAUUUAAUAGAUUUGAACGGCCUCUAUGAAAGACUGUGCUGUCCUGUUGCAAACCUGAAUAGUGACUGUUAAUACUGAGAUAGAGCUAUCAUUUUAGUCUCACAGCGAGAAACACUGUAACCUCUUUUUUGUUAUUCGCUAGCAAUCAAGGCCUUUUCUGAUGAUUUACAUCAAUACUGGAUAGUUUCAAAAACUUUUUCUAAGCUUUGAUGCACUGGUAAAGCAGGAAAGGAAGACAGGUGCUCCACUUGUUAGGAACAUGCACCUUUUACUCUCAGCAAGCACCCAGUGGUUUUCAAAAUUGCACACACACAAAAUCUGAUAUAGACAGAUGAAUGCUUUGCGAUAUAAAUUCACAUGUUUGCACUUUUUCAGCCUGCAGGUGUAACCUAAUAUUCCUGAUGUACUGUAACCUAACCAUUAUGCCCCUUACAUUACCGCCUAUAUGUAAUCAAUAAAUGGCCUUUGUCUAUCUUAAGAAAAAUUCACUCAGAACUCUGAUAUGUUAACAGUACUAAAUAAAUCAAUAAAUACAUGCAUACACACUAAAAUAAGUUAAUACAUUCACUGUGUUAAGAUAAGAUUUAUAUUUUUAAAAAAGUUGUUUAUGUUUUUGCAGAAUCCAGUAUUGCUCACUGGUUGGUCAUUACAUUUUGUUAGUUUGAUUUCACUGUUUAAAAUGAUGCCACCUCUUUUCAGACAGAACCUGUGAUAAUAAAACAAUACAAAAUUUUUAGUUCCGUGUUAAUAAAGCACUUAAAGCUUUACGUAUGGCUAAAUGCUUUUUUCAAAAUUAAAUAUAUCACUCACUAUGGAGUGAACAGGGUCCGUCUGCAAUUUGCAAAACCGCUGCAACAGUAAAGAGAGACAAAUAUUCAAUAACUUCACUCUUAUACAUUGUAGUGUCACUAAAAUCACUGCAGCCUUCAACUGGCUCCUGUUGACAAAGUGUUUUAACAGAAAUGUAAAUGCUGUAAUUUGAUUCUUUUAAUGAACCAUGUAACUUGAAUGGAUGUGAUGCUGGUGUGACCACAGUGCACACAUCUGAUGUUGCUCACAGUGGUCCAAGGGACGCUCAGGGAGUUUGUGUGUUUGCUCAGACUCAUGAAAAUUAGAGGAAACAUUGGCUACCGGCAAUGUUUAAUCACUAUUAAUUAACCUAAGUAGAUUUCAGGUGUGUCUGUGUGUGUGUGUGUGUGUGUGUGUGUGUGUGUGUGUGGUUACAGAAUACAGGCUGCAAUGUAGAGUUGAAGCCUGGCAGUGGUUUUUAAAGAAGUAUUGUGGGACAGGACUUUGAAAUGGUUGUUAUUCAUACCCAUCACUAUCUAUGAUAUCAAAGAUUAUUAAUAAAAAAUUGAGCAACAAGUCAAGAUUCAUAAAUGACUUUUAUUGGUCAUUACUUGCAGAUUGUUGUAGAACUUUGAUUUUUUUUUUUUUUUUUUUUUUUUUUUUAAAUCUGCUGUCCUCCUUCUAUUGACACUCAGAUUUCUUCACUCAAUCUCGGUCUCUGCUUUGGAGUAGAUGGUAAUGAUGAAGCUUGCUGUCUUGCCGGGAUCACACGUGCUGGGAAUGAUCAAGUACUCUCCCGCCUCCAAACUGUGCAUCUCAAUCUUUUCUCUUGUCUCCUCAAAGACACUGGCUUUUGGAGGUGGUGCAUCCUGUACGUCUGAUGGUGAAAGUCGUCCUUUGGGUGUCUACAAAGAUUAGAAAAGGGGCAUUUGCUUAUGUAUGCAUGGAAGCAUUUUGUAUGCGUUAUAUUUAUGUUUUUAAUGCAGAAUUAUUAUAAAUAAUUCUUUUCUUACCCCUGAUGGCACCUGUUUAGAAAUAAAGCACAAGGAAGUAAGUACAGCUGUUGUGUUCUUGUGCACAUAUUUAAUCACAGAUUCACAAACACUUUACUGGCCUUGUAGAUGGUGAACCCGAUGUAGUAAUAUGUAACUUUGCUGCGAUAUUCUUCAUCUGGUUUCUGCAGCAGAGACAGUAAGAUGUUGUUGCCUCCUUUGAUGUUUUUCACUGUGAGACGGUACUGUGGAUUUGUCCAGAAACCCUCUGAGGAAAAGAGCAUUCACAGUGAUAUUUUAUAUUUCUUAUGAACAUCUGUGUUUUGUUUUGUUUUUUUACCAUUUACAGCUGAGAUACAUAAACUUGAUUAAAGGUCAAAUAUUGUGUCA